AUGGCUAAGCCGACACGCCGUCCAUGGCCCUCGAACGGGACCACUGAGCCUUACACUCCUCAAAUCCCAUGGUCUAGCAUCGUAGCCUCAAUGACCUGUCUGGAGAAACUCCGGCUGCUGUGCCACAGCGAGGCGGAGCUGAAAAAGGCGGGUUAUGUGAUGAAGCCUCUCGAUGCAGCGCAGAUCGGAUCCAAGGCAAGAUGCAUUCGGUGUGGGAAACGACCAGAUCAGCGAGUGCGUCGAAGGACGAACGCUACCAACGCCAUCAACAAAAACAAGAAGGGGCCGACAGAUUUGACCAGUGUCAACACCAACGAGGCAAACGGGGCAAUCGGUGAGGAGGCUUCGAGCGCAUCCACUUCGGUUCCCGGGAGGAAAGCGCGUUGCUCGUAUCACACAGGAAGGGUCAGAGACAAGGCUUUCACAUGCUGCGGCCGACACGUCUCGACGGAGGGGUGCGUUGAAGCCAACCAACACACCAUGCCUCAACCAGAUGAUCCCGUGCUUCACGAGUACUGGCGAUACCAUCCCACGCCCCCAGUUUCUGCGCAACUCGACCCAGAUGCCGGCAGAAAUCCUGUCUCUCCUCCUCCUCCUCCUCCUCCUCCCCGUGCGCCUCGAAGACAGGGCCACAAAAGGGGGGGUCGACAACAGGGGCAGCCUCCUCUGGUGGCCGACCCUUGGACGGGAAGUCACGCCCACCACCAUCACCACCACCACCACCACCAAGGACAAUACCCGAAUCCUCCGCGCUUCCACGCCAUCGCGCUCGACUGCGAAAUGGGCGUCGCCGCGACGGGGGACUCGGAGCUGAUCCGCCUGACGGCCGUGGACUUCUUCAGCGGCGCCGUGCUGAUCGACAACCUCGUCGCGCCCUCGGUGCCCAUGACGCACUACAACACGCAGUACUCGGGGGUGACGGCGCGCGACAUGCGCGAGGCCGUGGCCGCGGGCACGGCCAUCCUCGGGCGCGACCGCGCGCGGGAGGCGCUCUUCCGCCUCGUCGGGCCCGACACCGUGGUCGUCGCGCACGGCGGCAACAACGACCUCUACGCCCUGCGCUGGAUCCACCCGCUCAUCGUCGACACGUUCCUCCUCGAGGGGUACACGGGCGUCAAGCCCGAGGGCGGCCGCAGCCUGCAGAACCUGUGCAAGAUCAAGCUGGGCAUCGCCGUGCAGGUCAAGGGUCGUCGCACCCACGGGGCAGCCGGGGUCCAGAGCCAGAGGCAGAGCCAGAGCCCGAGCCCGCGCCAGCGACGCGGCCACGAUAGCUACGAAGACGCCAUGGCCACGAGAGAGCUGCUCGUGCACUGGGUCAAUCUCAUCCCCGAUGCUUGAGCUUUGGAUGCGCCUUGGAAAACCUACCUAACUUGGUACCUUUGUUCAUCUUGGCCCCCGCGAGGAGAUCGCGGCGUGAAUCGAUGGAUUCGAUAAACAACAAACUGUCUACGCACCAGGUGCGGCGAUGAUGUGACGAGGUGAUUCGAGCUCAAGGUGAAGGGGAGGCAUUGGCUAGACGCAUCUGCCAUCCUGGAUUUUCCUCACCAGAGACAAGAUUUCAGAUUUACGAGUUGCAUACAGAACCAGUCCUGACCCAGCCUACGACCAGGUAUAUGUUAUUGAGAAUGCUCUGAUGCAUAACCCACGUUUCCACUAAGCCCUCGAUGCUGUCGAUGUUGAUCCAACAAUCAAAUCUGGUGCGAUUUCUCUAGGUCUACCGUCUAUUCUCAUGUUCUUGGUCUCUUGGGGUCGUGACAUCAACUGACCGGGAUAAUGCCACACCCAUCUGUGCCUGUCCAUCAUGGGAGUUCCUGUUAGUGACCCUGAUGAAGGCGGAGUUGUAC
Molecule: messenger RNA, 1844 nt
Organism: Cladophialophora immunda
Lineage: Eukaryota; Fungi; Ascomycota; Eurotiomycetes; Chaetothyriales; Herpotrichiellaceae
Exons: 3
Coding region: 1-1338 (445 amino acids)
Biological process (GO): rRNA processing; ribosomal large subunit assembly
Cellular component (GO): nucleus
Molecular function (GO): nucleic acid binding; exonuclease activity
Source: RefSeq, a predicted model, not a curated record